GUGCGCACAGCCUGGAGCCCGCCUCCGUCAAAGACUGCCGGGCGCAUGCGGCCGGGCCGGUUCACUGGCGGCCGGGGGCUCAGCGCGGACGUCGGCCACCGAGCUCUCUAGCGGACGGCGGGAUUCGAGGCCCGCCUCAGGUCAAAGAGUAAAAUGAAGUACAUUCUAGUUACUGGUGGUGUUAUAUCAGGAAUUGGCAAAGGAAUCAUCGCCAGCAGUGUGGGCACAAUACUGAAGUCAUGUGGUUUACAUGUAACUUCAAUUAAAAUUGAUCCAUACAUUAACAUUGAUGCAGGCACAUUCUCUCCAUAUGAGCACGGUGAGGUUUUUGUGCUGGAUGAUGGAGGGGAAGUUGACCUUGACUUGGGCAACUACGAGCGGUUCCUGGACAUUCGCCUCACCAAGGACAAUAAUCUCACCACUGGGAAGAUAUACCAGUAUGUCAUUAACAAGGAACGCAAAGGAGAUUACUUGGGGAAAACCGUCCAAGUUGUCCCUCAUAUCACAGAUGCCAUCCAGGAGUGGGUGAUGAGACAGGCAUUGAUACCUGUUGAUGAAGACGGCCUAGAACCUCAAGUGUGUGUUAUUGAGCUUGGUGGAACAGUAGGCGAUAUAGAAAGCAUGCCCUUUAUCGAGGCCUUCCGUCAGUUCCAAUUCAAGGUCAAAAGAGAGAACUUCUGUAAUAUUCACGUCAGUCUAGUUCCUCAGCCAAGUUCAACAGGGGAACAGAAGACUAAACCCACUCAGAACAGUGUUCGGGAACUCCGGGGGCUCGGGCUUUCCCCAGAUCUGGUUGUCUGCAGGUGUUCAAAUCCUCUUGACACAGCAGUGAAAGAGAAAAUAUCCAUGUUCUGCCAUGUUGAACCUGAGCAAGUGAUCUGUGUCCAUGAUGUCUCGUCUAUCUACCGAGUCCCCUUGUUGUUAGAGGAGCAGGGGGUUGUGGAUUAUUUUCUUCGAAGACUUGAUCUCCCUAUUGAGAGGCAGUCACGAAAAAUGCUGAUGAAGUGGAAAGAGAUGGCGGACAGAUAUGAUCGCUUGCUGGAGACCUGCUCUAUUGCCCUCGUGGGCAAAUAUACCAAAUUCUCAGACUCCUACGCCUCUGUUAUUAAAGCUUUGGAGCACUCUGCACUAGCCAUCAACCACAAAUUGGAAAUCAAGUACAUAGACUCCACGGACCUGGAGCCCAGCACCUUGCAGGAGGAGCCUGUGCGCUACCACGAAGCCUGGCAGAAGCUCUGCAGUGCCAAUGGCGUGCUGGUUCCAGGAGGAUUUGGUGUUCGAGGAACAGAAGGUAAAAUCCAAGCAAUCGCCUGGGCUCGGAAACAGAAGAAGCCUUUUUUGGGUGUGUGCUUAGGAAUGCAGCUGGCGGUGGUUGAAUUUUCAAGAAACGUUCUGGGAUGGCAAGAUGCCAAUUCUACAGAGUUUGAUCCAAAGACCAGCCACCCUGUGGUAAUCGACAUGCCAGAACACAAUCCUGGGCAGAUGGGUGGAACCAUGAGGCUGGGCAAGAGGAGAACCCUGUUCCAGACCAAGAACUCAGUCAUGAGGAAACUCUAUGGAGAUCCAGAUUACCUGGAGGAGAGGCACCGCCACAGGUUUGAGGUGAAUCCAGUCUUGAAAAAGUGUUUGGAAGAACAAGGUUUAAAAUUUGUUGGCCAAGAUGUUGAAGGAGAGAGAAUGGAAAUUGUGGAGCUGGAAGAUCAUCCCUUUUUUGUGGGAGUUCAGUACCACCCUGAGUUCCUGUCCAGACCGAUCAAGCCUUCCCCACCAUACUUCGGCCUCCUCCUGGCCUCCGUGGGGCGGCUCCCGCAUUACCUCCAGAAAGGCUGCAGGCUCUCGCCCAGGGACACCUAUAGUGACAGAAGUGGAAGCAGCUCUCCUGACUCUGAAAUCACUGAGUUGAAGUUUCCAUCCAUAAAUCAUGACUGAUGAUAAUGGCUGAUCCGUCAAGAAGCCUUCAGACUUUGGUGGAGUUUACAGCUUUGAUUUUACACUCAGCUUUUGACACUUCCUUUAAAUUAUGUUUUUAUUAAGAUUAUUUUAUUAUGGGAAAGGUAUUUGGAAGACUUUUAACAUGCAUGUCCCAUCAUGUGUAUCGGCUCCUUCGCUGUGGUGCCUGGUGUUGAAGCUCCCUUGUGGUCCGUGAGCCUUCCGGGCGAGCAGCACGACCACGGGCAGGAGUGCAUGCCAGAUGUGGCUGGUGGCGGCUCCCUGUCAUCCUGUUUCUGCAACUACCUCGCAUCGUUGUGGAUUCGAGUGCUGGCCCACUGCUUCCUCUUGGAGGCCUCGCCAUUACAGAAAGUGCGUGGAAGGACUUGUAGUUAGUGCUUGUAACACUUGGUGCUGGGGGCUGGAGGCACUGCUUGUACCCAGGGCCGUGAGGGGAGAGCGCAAGCCUCAGCACUGCCAGUGCGGUGGGGGCGACUGCCAGCCGGGCGGGCAGCCGGCGUCGAGAGGCACCGUCGGCUUGGCGUUCCGGGGAGCCAGACGUCUGUCUCUGCAGUGUGGUUGUGGGUCUGGCCCCCAUCCGCUGGCCGUGCUUCUCUUCUAGGGCCGGGAAACACUCCUUGCAUCAAGGGGUUGCUUAGAAAAGAAUCUUUUGGGGAAACUGCCUCUAAAACCCUCUCUAAUAGACAGCUUUGGCUGAGGGGACUUUUCCUUCCAGGAUGUUACUGCGAUCAACAUGUAAUGUACUACGACAAGCUGUUUUCUUAGUGUGGUGUACACUGGGCACCGCUCUGUGCCUGCUGUGCUCUGGCUGUUCUUGGCGUGUACUCUAACUUAAGAAAUAAAUGAUGCAG
Condylura cristata (star-nosed mole) is the source of this 2801-nucleotide messenger RNA. RefSeq names its product CTP synthase 1 (gene CTPS1). The transcript has 19 exons. Bases 154 to 1929 code for a protein of 591 amino acids. Gene Ontology annotation, biological process: pyrimidine nucleobase biosynthetic process; CTP biosynthetic process. Gene Ontology annotation, cellular component: cytoplasm; cytoophidium. The record is from RefSeq and is a predicted model, not a curated record. Gene Ontology annotation, molecular function: identical protein binding; CTP synthase activity. Lineage: Eukaryota; Metazoa; Chordata; Mammalia; Eulipotyphla; Talpidae.